Messenger RNA from Merops nubicus (carmine bee-eater), 438 nucleotides. RefSeq names its product enolase-phosphatase E1-like. The annotation marks the transcript as partial. Lineage: Eukaryota; Metazoa; Chordata; Aves; Coraciiformes; Meropidae. Gene Ontology annotation, molecular function: acireductone synthase activity. The record is from RefSeq and is a predicted model, not a curated record. The transcript is spliced from 3 exons.
GAGACCUUGUUCCCUUAUAUCAAAGACAACGUGAAGAAGUACCUGAUUGCUCACUGGGAGGAGGAGGAGUGCCAGCGGGAUGUCAGACUUCUGAGGAAACAGGCUCAGGAGGACUCCAGCUUGGAUGGGGCUGUGCCAAUCCCUCUGGAGACUGGGAGUGGGGAAGAGGAGGUGGAGCGGGUCAUCCAGGCGGUGGUAGACAGCGUGCUCUGGCAGAUGUCUCUGGACAGGAAGACCACAGCACUGAAGCAGCUGCAGGGUCACAUGUGGAGGGCAGCCUAUGCAACUGGGCACAUCAAAGGAGAAAUCUUCAAGGACGUGGUUCCAGCCAUCCGGAAGUGGCGGGAAGCUGGGAUGAAGGUCUAUAUCUACUCCUCAGGGAGCAUUGAAGCCCAGAAGCUUCUGUUUGGAUACUCUACAGAAGGUGAUAUCCUACAG